AUGGAUAUAAUCAGUCACUUACCUGACGAUGUCUUGUUGAAGAUAUUGUCAUUUCUUCGGACAAAAGAUGUUAUGCGUACCAUGUUUUUGUCUAAGCGUUGGGAAUCUCUCUGGAUGUUUGUACCAAGACUUGAGUUUGACGAUACCACUCACUUUCCCACACCUCCGUUUACGCAAGCUGGCUAUAAUAUAUUUCGCCAGUUUGUGGACAGAUCUUUGAUGUCAUUCGAAGGUCAGGUUCUUCAAAGUCUGUAUCUGAAAUUAGACGGACCAUUCGCAUAUGAAGAUGUUACGAUUUGGGUUAAAACCGCUGUGAAACGUGGUCUAGUGGAGCUGAAACUCCAAUACUCAGAGCGUUGCUGGCGUCUCUUUCUACCAAAAAGUCUAUAUAAAAGUUUUGAAACAAUUGUGGUCUUGAAACUUGAAGAAGUUGGUUUGGAUUUUCCUAACCUUGUUUGUCUAAGGUCUCUCAAAACUUUAUUCCUCAAAUCUGUGAUUUUCUCUAGCUCACGUUCUCUACUUAGACUUUUACCCAAGUGUCCUGUUCUUGAAGACUUGUACAUCGAGCAUAGACCCAUUGCCACCUUCAGUCAGAUUUUCCGGAUUGAAGUGCCUACCUUGAAGAGACUAUCUUUGAAUUACGAUGGAAUCUACGAACUUGACAUAGAUGCUCAAUCUUUGAAAUACUUGUACAUUAAAGAUCGGUCGAGGAAAAAUUCGUUUUGCGAGAUUAAGAACAUCAAUGAUUUGGUAAAGGUCAACAUUGAGGUUAUUCUCAGAAGACCCGAGGAGCUUCUGCAUUCUCUUACGUCAGCGGAGCAUAUGCGUUUAUGUUUAUCGUAUUCAGAGGUUGUGUAUCCUGUUGGUAGUUGCUUCCCUAGACUCAAACAUUUGGAGGUAUGUUCAUGCAAAUCAGAGUGGCUCUAUUUGUUCAUGCGUCUGCUCAAAGAUUCGCCUAGCUUAAAGGUUAUCAAAAUCAAUCAGAAUCAUAAUACAAAAAUUGUCCGGCCUGAAUGGUAUCAACCGAGAUCUGUUCCAACAUGUUUGCCUUCAAGUCUUGAAAUAUUGGAGUGGGACAAAUACAGAGGGUUUGAAGAAGAGAAAGAACUUUCAACAUAUAUCUUGAAAAACGCGAUUUGUUUAAAGAAGGCGAGUUUCAUUGCUAAAUCCAUUGAUGACAAGGAGAAACUGCACAUGCUUCAGAAGUUAUCAUUUUCGCCAAGGGUUUCAUCUACUUGUGAGCUUGUAUUCACCUGA
This is a messenger RNA of Capsella rubella, 1257 nucleotides long. RefSeq names its product FBD-associated F-box protein At5g56380. The coding region runs from base 1 to 1257 and encodes 418 amino acids. Gene Ontology annotation, molecular function: protein binding. The record is from RefSeq and is a predicted model, not a curated record. Lineage: Eukaryota; Viridiplantae; Streptophyta; Magnoliopsida; Brassicales; Brassicaceae. The transcript has 3 exons.